Molecule: messenger RNA, 3341 nt
Organism: Maniola jurtina (meadow brown)
Lineage: Eukaryota; Metazoa; Arthropoda; Insecta; Lepidoptera; Nymphalidae
Product: WD repeat-containing protein on Y chromosome-like
Exons: 18
Coding region: 150-3326 (1058 amino acids)
Molecular function (GO): calcium ion binding; protein binding
Source: RefSeq, a predicted model, not a curated record
UUGACAUAUUGAUUUCAGUCGAGCCUGUCAUUGACUUUGUAUGUUUUCUAGUUACAUUGUUUCUAAAAAAUAAAAAUAAGUUUAUUUGUUACUUAAAAUAUUAUUAUUAGCAAUCAUCGGCUUACCUAUGUCUUAAAUCACUAAGCAAAAUGGCGAAUAAUAGUGAAGUCAAGUCGAUCAUGUCGAUAUCUACUCGGUCGGAAGCUAAUCUAAGGUCGGAAGGCAGUACGGCGCCGCUAUCGCGUCAGCGCUGGCGAAACGCGCCCUUGCACGAAAGAUGUUCUAUGGCAGAGAUGGUGAAGAUAAAAGAGGCCUUUCAAGAGGCGUACAGGAAUAAAUUGAUGGCAGAGGAAUUCAGAAGGCUCUUGAGGACGCUGCUGAACGUGGAAUACGAUGAUGAAGAGUUCAAUAUAUUGUUCAUGAAGAUAAAUACGUCCCGUAACGGUGAGAUCGACUGGGACGAACUGGUCUCGCACCUCCUGCUGGGCUACUUCGCCAACGACCCAGAGAACCAGCGCGCCACACUGCAGUUGCCUAUCAUGGGUUUGCCCAGCGUCAUGCCCUCGCAGCAUCGGCAGCCCGUCUCCAGGAUAUGCUUCUGCCCGGAUGUCUUUAAGGGAAGGGCAUUUCUUGAUCGGAGCACAGAUCCGAUGCAAGGGAACUACAUGACGGUCAGCCGCGACGGUAUGAUCAAUUGGUGGUCGCUCGAAAUGUCUCUUUUGCGGACAGCCUAUUCCUCCAGCCCACACCUGAAGGUACGAACCACCUGGGUGACAGACAUGGUGUGUCUGCCGGACGUCAACAUUGUAGUGACCAGCUCGACGGAGCGCGAUCUCCGCUUCUACGACUGCACCGCCAAAACCUUCACCCUCAAGAUCGUCAUCAGCAGUUGGGAGUACAUGAUAUGCACAAUGUACUACCAUUUCAACAAGGAUCCAAACGAGGACUCAAUUUUGAUAUGUGGUGACGUGGCGGGUAAUGUUCGGGUGAUGACGUUUUCGCCGAUAGAGCGUGGCCCAUUCCGCAACCAGCCCGGCCGGGCGCUGUUGCAGUUGAGGCACGUGGAUCUGCAGAGACGGCCUCGUCUGCUCCCAGAGUUGAAGUUGACGGAGAUGAGCCGGGUGCACAGCGACUGGGUGCGGCAAGUGUCGUUCUACGCGUCGCUGCACUGCAUCGUGUCAUGCUCCACGUGUCCUGACGCGCUGCUGAUGUGCGACCUCGCUGCCUCCAAGACGCACAACAUGUUCCGGGUGGACAAGGGUAUCCAAUGCUUCGUGUUCGACGAGGAGGCGCACGUACUCGCGACGGGUGGGCCCGACUGCGUGGUGCGCGUGUGGAACCCCUUCGUGCCCAGCAAGGCCAGCGUGACCUUCCACGGCCACCACGCGGGCAUCACGGCGCUCGUGCUGCAGAACAACGGCCAGGUCGUCUACUCGCUGUCUCGAGACCGUGUCAUCAAGGCCUGGGACGUGCAGGGACAGGUUUGCGUGCAGACCUACAUCGACAUUCCGUCCCAAAUCGGCGAGCGCACGCCCAUCUCCGCAGUGUACAACCCUGCGACUCGCGAGUUCAUUCUCGCCGCUAUCAAGAUCGCUGUGAUAGUCCUCGACGAACAACUGAAUCCCCAACACACGGACGGGUUCACGCACUCGCGCGCAGUCGCCAAGGUGCUCUACAACCCGCUCUUCAAGGUUGUCAUCACAUGCGGCAUGGACAGCAUUAUCAUCAACUGGGAUCCGGUCACAGGUAAGCGCAACGUGCUGGUCCGCGAUGCGCACACGCGCCUGCUGCACGGGGAGCUGAUUCCCGUGGAGAUCACGGCCGCUUGCUUUGACCCUGGCUUUCAGCUGUUGCUUACUGGUGCCAGAAACGGCACUCUUAAGGUUUGGAACUUUAACACGGGCCUUUGUUUAAGAAGUAUGGAAAUUGAACAUAUGUGUGAAGUUACUAACUGCUUCUGGGUGGAAGGAAGGAUCCUAGCAGUGGGUUGGAACCGCCACGUCACAGAGUUCGAGGACUCGGGCACCAGCUCCAGCGGCAAGGCGUGGGAGACGAGGCACUCGGAUGACGUGCUUGCGGCGGCCGUGCGCGCGCCGCUCUCGCUCGCCACCGCCUCCUACAACUCGGAGCUCGUCUUUUGGAAGCUGGAGACUGGCCAGCCAUACAGACGUUUCUCAUGCACGGACCCCAUGUUGCGUAUAAAGUUGAUGUACAGCAAGCGCCCCGCCUCGCCGCAAGCCACGUCAGCAGCGACUGGUCGACGCAGCAUGUCCACAAUAAAGCGACCGAGCAUGAGCGGUCGUGAGCUGAUCGACUCCUCGGCUGCGAUGCAGAAGGCGCGCGCACGCCGCGUAUCCACGGUGACGUUGCCGGCGCGCGCGCAGCACAUGCGCCAGCUCGCCGCGCACGCAAUGAUCUUCCUCACCACCAGGCCCUGCCAUAUGCACGUAGCGUCCCUCAUAGUAAGUCUGGAGAAUGGCCAGGUGCAGUGCUGGUCGGACCACCCGGCCGGCGGGCUGCAAGGCGCCUUCCAGGGCAUCCACACCACCGGGGACUACGUCUCCGCCUUCGCGACGGACGUCGACAACGACUUUCUCUUUACUGGCACCACUGUGGGAUACAUCAAAGUCUGGCUUAUGAAGAACUACCUCGUAAAUGAACAGGUGCACGUGAACAUGCCACAACUGCGGCUGAUGUUUCCGUUCCUGUGGCGCGACCGCAUAGAGGGGCGCGCCAAGCGCAGCGUGCGCGACCAGCCGCUGCCCCUACUGCUCAACAGUUACCGCGCUCAUUUGCGCUGCGUCACUGCGCUCGCCUACAUCGAUGACCUUCGGCUCGUGCUCAGCGGUUCGUCGGACUACAGCGUGCGCAUGUGGAGGCUGUCGGGCGAGUACCUGCAGACGCUGGGCAGCUUCGUGCCGUGGAACAUCAACGUUACGCGCUUCCCGCCCGACGUCCGGAAGGUGGCCAGCUUCACCACCUUCAAGGUGUGGCGCGGCGGCUGGGUGUCGCGCUUCGUGCCGGGGCAGGCGGUGGUGGACACGCUGCGCGACAUCACCGCGCGGGAGCUGCGCACGAGUACGUUCGGCGCGCCGUGCGCCGAGCCGCUGCUGGGCCACCACCUGGCCCUGCCGCGCCGCCCCGAACCGCAACCGCCACCGAAGCUCGACGACUCACUCCCCACGAUCCCGCUGUACGCGCACCUGCGCAUGGCGUCCACGCAGCCGGUGCGGCGGCCGCCCACGCCCGAGCUGGUGCGUGCCACACGCGUGCGCCGCGACGCCGCUCGCGCGCCGCGCACGCACUUUGAGAACACCGAGCCUUGAUCAGCGCGACACGUG